AAAACAAAAACUGCAGCCUGCGGUGGGAGCGCAGAGAUGGAGACCACGCCGCGCAGAAGGUUCCACCCAGACGUUUGAAAUCCCGUAGAUGCGGACGGCGUCGCUGAGCGGAGCAGGGUGCACAGGCUGACCGCUGAGAAGACACAGCCUGGGCCAAGGCUGGUCCCGCCUCCCGGUCCCAGGGGUGGAUAGUGAACCCACAGGACAAUGAGCGAGGAGCCCGCCCCCGAGGCCGCCUCCCCGCCGCCCCCGCAGGGGCAGCACUACUUUGACCGCUUCUCUGAGGACGACCCCGAGUACCUGCGCCUUCGCCACCGCGCGGCGGACCUGCGGCAGGACUUCAACCUGAUGGAGCAGAAGAAGCGCGUGACCAUGAUCCUGCAGAGCCCGUCUUUCAGGGAGGAGCUGGAAGGCCUCAUCCAGGAGCAGAUGAAGAAGGGGAACAAUUCCUCCAACAUCUGGGCCCUGCGGCAGAUCGCGGACUUCAUGGCCAGCACCUCCCACGCAGUCUUCCCAACAUCUUCCAUGAACUUCUCCUUGAUGACGCCCAUCAAUGACCUCCACACAGCCGACCCCUUGAACCUGGCCAAGGGGGAGCGGCUCAUGCGGUGCAAGAUCAGCAGUGUCUACCGGCUUCUGGACCUCUAUGGCUGGGCCCAGCUGAGUGACACUUACGUCACGAUGAGAGUCAGCAAGGAGCAGGACCACUUCCUCAUUAGCCCGAAGGGAGUUUCCUGCAGUGAAGUCACAGCAUCCAGCCUGAUCAAGGUGAACAUCCUGGGAGAGGUGGUGGAGAAGGGCAGCAGCUGCUUCCCGGUGGACACCACGGGCUUCUGUCUGCACUCGGCCAUCUACGCAGCCAGACCCGACGUGCGCUGCAUCAUCCACCUGCACACGCCAGCCACGGCCGCGGUGUCAGCCAUGAAGUGGGGCCUCCUGCCUGUCUCCCACAAUGCCCUGCUGGUGGGGGACAUGGCCUAUUACAACUUCAAUGGUGAAAUGGAGCAGGAAGCGGAUCGGAUCAACCUGCAGAAGUGCCUUGGACCCACCUGCAAGAUCCUGGUGCUAAGAAACCAUGGCGUGGUUGCUCUCGGCGACACUGUGGAGGAGGCGUUUUACAAGAUCUUCCACCUGCAGGCUGCAUGUGAGAUACAGGUGUCCGCUCUGUCCAGCGCGGGGGGAGUGGAGAACCUCAUCCUCCUGGAGCAGGAGAAGCACCGCCCCCAUGAGGUGGGCUCUGUCCAGUGGGCGGGGAGCACCUUCGGGCCCAUGCGGAAGAGCCGGCUGGGGGAACAUGAGUUCGAGGCCCUCAUGAGGAUGCUGGACAACCUGGGCUACAGAACAGGCUACACGUACCGCCACCCCUUUGUUCAAGAGAAAACCAAACACAAAAGUGAGGUGGAGAUUCCGGCCACAGUCACAGCCUUCGUGUUCGAGGAGGACGGCACCCCGGUGCCCGCCCUGCGGCAGCACGCCCAGAAGCAGCAAAAGGAGAAGACCCGCUGGCUCAACACGCCCAACACCUACCUGCGGGUCAACGUGGCUGACGAGGUCCAGAGGAGCAUGGGCAGCCCCCGGCCCAAGACCACAUGGAUGAAGGCCGACGAGGUGGAGAAAUCCAGCAGUGGCAUGCCAAUACGGAUCGAAAACCCAAACCAAUUUGUGCCUCUCUAUACCGACCCCCAAGAAGUGCUGGACAUGCGGAACAAGAUUCGCGAACAAAACCGACAGGAUGUGAAGUCGGCGGGGCCCCAGUCCCAGCUCCUGGCGAGCGUCAUCGCUGAGAAGAGCAGAAGCCCGUCUACAGACAGCCAGCUGAUGGCCAAGGGCGACGCGGACACCAAAGAUGAGUCGGAAGAGACGGUGCCCAACCCCUUCAGCCAACUCACUGACCAGGAGCUGGAGGAAUACAAGAAAGAGGUGGAGAGGAAGAAACUAGAACUGGAAGGAGAGAAAGAAACCACUGCAGAGGAGCCUGGCUCACCUGUAAAGUCUGCACCUGCUUCCCCAGCACAGAGUCCAGUGAAAUCGGAGACAAAGAGCCCCGUGGUCUCUCCCUCCAAAUCUUUAGACGAAGGUGCUAAGGAGACAGAAACAAGCAAAGCCACCACAGAGCCUGAAACAAAGCAGCCAGAAGGGGUGGUGGUCAACGGGAGGGAGGACGAGCAGACCGCAGAGGAAAUUCUCAGCAAAGGCUUGAGCCAGAUGACCACCAAUGCCGAUACGGAAGUUGACACCUCUAAGGACAAAACCGAGUCGGUCACCAGCGGCCCCAUGUCCCCAGAGGGCUCACCUUCCAAAUCUCCCUCAAAGAAGAAAAAGAAAUUCCGAACCCCAUCCUUCCUGAAAAAGAGCAAAAAGAAGGAGAAGGUGGAGUCCUGAUUCAUAGCACCCUGGGGCUCCCAUCUGCAUCCUCUCUCCCACCUUCCCUUCUUCCCAUCUCCGCCCCUGGAAGCACAGGGCCAAGGAGGGAUAGAGUAGGACCCUGGACCACACGCUGAUGGGGAACAUAGAGAUCGCCCGACCAACCCCUCAUUUACAAUCGCCCCAGAGAAUCAGGUGACUUUCCAAGGUCACACAGCUAGUUAGUGGCAGAGCCUGCACUAGAAUUCAGGUCUCCUGGCUUCCAGUCCAGUGCUCUUUCUACUACCCAACACUGCCUAGUUGUGGGCUGCCUUUGUGAGGGUGCUGUCCACUGAGCUGAACCUCGGGCAAGAGGGCAAGAGUGGGCCACAAGCUCUCACAGGCUCAGACUAAAAAUCAGGUCAAGGCUUCCCCUGAACAAGGUCCUUUUCCUCAUGGGAACCCAAUCUCCUACUGACGGAGCUAUCACUAUGUUUAGAAAUCUCUCUCCUCUUUUUCAUAGGGUCCCUGCCUUGCUGCUCACAGUAACCAGGCAAAUUGACCUGUCCCCUCCACCAGAAGUUAAUCUUUGUUCCCAAGGACUGAUGGCUUAGCUUGUGCUUCCCCAACCACUAACCUUGAGCUUUCUUCAUGGAACCUCCUGAAUUAUGGAUGGAAGAGUUGUCAAAGUUGGCAGACACAGGGCAAGCCAAGCUGUCCAUGGAAUGGGAGAUAAUUAAUCAGUGUAAGAUGCCAGGAGCUUGACCCAUUCAAAUCGUGUAUCUCAGGAGCUUCCACAGUAAAACCAAAUUUAGCUUAGAAAACAGUUGUCUCAUGCUCAGGGCAGACAUUUGGGGGAAGGUAGGUCCUCGGUUGGCUUUGGAUUAUAUGAGGAUGAUAAACAAUACUAUCCCUUUCUAGCUUUGCAUGACAUAUGCAGCUCUACCCACCUCACUCUGCCUGGCAGUGAGGGGUCCCCUGACUUUCCCUCAAACCCAGAAGCACUGGUUCAUGGACUAGAACUGGCAUCUUACCCUAGGCACCUUGGCCUUGGUCCCUUUGGAUUCCAACUCAGUCACUCUGGUGGUGAACCUUUCAGGAUUAAUCAGAGAGGCUUAGGUGUCCUUGGCCCUGUCACUAUGUCCAUCCUGGGGCCUAGUAAUGGCCACAGCUAUUGUUUUAAAUGCUAACACUGUCUUUUCAUAUUCUUCCAUGGGGUAUUAAUUAAUGAGCAGUGUUAGCUCCUAAAAAAAAAUAGACAAUCCAUUCUCUUUAAAGCACAGUGUCUUCAAAGGAUAUUUUCCCUCUUUGUCCUGAUUAUUGUAAAAGUAUUUUUGAAAGUUCUUAAUCAUAGUUUUCCAUGUUUGAGCACUUACUGUAUAUAGAGACACUGUGUAGGCUUUAUAUACAUUACAUCCUUUAACCCUCACAUAAUAUGGGUAAGAUUAGUCCCAUUUUAUGGGAAAGGAAACUGAGCCCCCAAAAGGAAAAUUGACAUGGUCCAGGUGGCUUGGCUAGAAAGAUUCAGAACCUGGACCUAAAUCCAAGUCAGCCUGAGUCCAGAGCCUUUGCUCUUAAUAGCCGUGGUGAUCAAAAAAUCUCUAAUCCCCGGGGCGGGGGAGGGGGCGUGGUUUUAGUCCAGGCCCCAUUUUUGUGACUGGUCUCCAUUGUAUAAUGCAGUACUGGAAAUGAAGACAGGAAAUUACCCGUGUUCUCCCUCAUCUGUGCACGUUAAGUUCCUGGUUAACGUGGACUGUGGCCAGGCCAGUGUGGACCUCUGACAAAGGAGAUGCAGGGGACUUCUGGUUGGGCAGGAAAUGCCAUUCAUAGUUGGGUUAUUUCUUGAGAAAAAAGAAAACUGAUAAGACUAAGGAAAACCCAAUGCUGUGUCUCUCCAAUGCAGAUUCCCAACUGCUACCCCAGCCCCCAUGUACCCCUCCCCCUUUCUGCUUUCUGAUUGGGUCUUGUGAUGGACAACCCAAUGAUCAGGGGCACUGAUGCCUCAGAAAAGUCUGUGAUAUAGGAAAUGCCUUUAAAAGCCAAUCCUUUGAUGCCUUCUUUAUAAAAGUAGACUUCACAUUCA
Messenger RNA from Myotis davidii, 4426 nucleotides. It is a transcript of the gene ADD2, whose product is annotated as adducin 2. Gene Ontology annotation, molecular function: actin filament binding. The coding region runs from base 208 to 2382 and encodes 724 amino acids. Lineage: Eukaryota; Metazoa; Chordata; Mammalia; Chiroptera; Vespertilionidae. The transcript is spliced from 16 exons. Gene Ontology annotation, biological process: barbed-end actin filament capping. The record is from RefSeq and is a predicted model, not a curated record. Gene Ontology annotation, cellular component: plasma membrane; postsynaptic density; cytoskeleton.